AUGACAACGGAAUACGGACAACGCAUCUUGAUUGACCAAGAGACCGAAGAGUCGGGUAACGUUACUAGCAACAGCUACCCCAGUUUCGGAAGCGAGACAGAUAACGAUGGCGACGAUACUGAUGUGGACAUGCGCGAAUUGGACCGAGUGUUUGGGGUCAGUAGUAGCAAUGACUACGGCUCCAAUGGACACUACUUCCAUCCAACUGGCAGCACUACCAAAUUAUCUCUGAGCUCACCAAGCCGCCAUAUCCAGACAAUAAGGUUCCAAGUUGUCAUAUGGAACAUUGGAACUUUGGAUGUCGCUUCUGGUACUGUGCCCAUGACCUUUCGAGUCUCCUUGUUUUGGAAUGAUGUUCCUACUAUAGGAUCGGCUACUGGCAGUUCUUCCAAACCACAGCGGAACCAAAAAAUGGCUCCAUACCAAAUGCAAGGACGACAAAAGGCGCUCCCACAGAAAGUGGAUUCAAGCAAUGAUAAGACCAACAACGAUGAAAAUGAAGCCAUUGAUAUUCCUCCUCUUUCGAUUCUAAAUGUAUCAACCUUCACCAUUAUUGGGAGUCCUGAAAUUGAUAUGCUUGAUACGGAAAGUCGUCGGGUUCGAUGGACUUGCAUGUACCGUGCUACUGUGGUUCAAGACCGCCUCAGUGUGCAUCAGUUCCCACACGACUGUCACACCAUUGCAUUGGAGCUGGCUAUUCUAUCAAAUCGACGAGCUGGACAACGGUGGGACCGUCGUUUUUGGAGAUUGGGAUUGGCAACUGAAGAUGACGUCCGAGUAUCACGAAAAGCGUUACAGAUCCCAUAUGGGCUGGUGGUGGAUCAUGUUCGAAUUCCUGAGUUUCAUUUUCAUCGACACCAACCACAACAACCAGCAAUGUCACAUAGCAAGGGAAUUUUGCCACUCAUGAAGAGCUACAAUAGCCAAGACAGUAGUGGCAGCAGCAGCAACCAUGGUGCUGGUCUUCAGUUUCAAUUCUGCAGCCAACAAGAUGGAUCCUUUGACCGACGAUCAUCGUUUUGUGCCAUUCCAGAUGUCUACCUCCGAGUGAGCUUGAUGGUUCUGCGUGAGAGUGGCUACUAUGACAGAAACCUGAUUCCCCUUCUGGCUUUCUUGAAUGUUGUGGCAGCUGUCAUCACCCUGGUCCUGGAUCCAACCAACUUCUUUUAUCGAGGAUUGCUUGUUCUCAACAUUGCAUUCAAUCAAAUUGGUAUUCGACUGUCGAUUGACAAGCGUCUCCCCAGUGUGGGAUAUGAGAUUCGAAUGCAGCGGAUUUUGAAUGACUUCUUCUUUGUCCUCUUAGCACUCAUCUUGGAAGCGGGCCUUGUUUAUGCCCUGGAAACCAACUUGAUACUGUCCAGUCGAUGCCUCAAAUGGGUGGAUGCCUUGGCGGCAGUCCUGGCUCUGUGGCAUAAUGGACAUACAGUACGUUCAUACUAUGUUGCUCUCAAUCAAGCUCGUCAAAAGUACCGCCAAGGCAUCUUGGAGAGUGAUCCCAUUGCUCGAUUUUCGACACGAGGGCCUCAAGUUGUUUAG
This is a messenger RNA of Seminavis robusta, 1536 nucleotides long. The record is from the annotation of a GenBank genome assembly. NCBI's taxonomy places the organism in Eukaryota, Bacillariophyta, Bacillariophyceae, Naviculales, Naviculaceae.